Molecule: messenger RNA, 1366 nt
Organism: Lepidothrix coronata (blue-crowned manakin)
Lineage: Eukaryota; Metazoa; Chordata; Aves; Passeriformes; Pipridae
Gene: CTSE
Product: cathepsin E
Exons: 9
Coding region: 1-1182 (393 amino acids)
Biological process (GO): proteolysis
Cellular component (GO): endosome
Molecular function (GO): aspartic-type endopeptidase activity
Source: RefSeq, a predicted model, not a curated record
AUGAAGCGCCUCCUCCUCCUCGCCAUGCUCUGCCUCUCCCUGGCCAGCGGCCUGAAAAGGGUGCCCCUGACGCGGCGCCGCUCCCUGCGGAAGCUGCUGCGGGAGCGUGGGCAGCUCUCCCACUUCUGGAAAGCCCACGGGCUGGACAUGGUGCAGGACAGCGAGGACUGCGCUGCCUUCUCAGAAGCCAACGAGCCCCUCAUCAACUACCUGGAUAUGGAGUAUUUUGGGCAGAUCUCCAUCGGAACUCCCCCCCAGAACUUCACCGUGGUGUUCGACACGGGCUCCUCCAACCUCUGGGUACCGUCCGUCUACUGCGUCAGCAAAGCCUGUGCUGGACACGCCAAGUUCCAUCCGACACAGUCCAGCACCUACCAGGUGAUAGGGACCCCCUUCUCCAUCCGGUACGGGACCGGCAGCCUGACGGGGCUCAUCGGAUCCGACCAAGUAGCCGUCGAGGGUCUCACCGUGAGCAACCAGCAGUUUGCAGAGAGCAUCAGUGAGCCGGGAAAAGCCUUCCUGGACGCCGAGUUCGACGGGAUCCUGGGCCUGGCUUACCCCUCGCUGGCCGUGGACGGCAUCACUCCUGUCUUUGACAACAUGAUGGCACAAAAUCUGGUGGAGCUGCCCCUGUUCUCCGUCUACAUGAGCACGAACCCCGAAUCCCCCCUGGGAGGAGAGCUGCUUUUUGGGGGGUUUGACACAUCCCGCUUCACAGGGACCCUGAACUGGGUGCCAGUGACCCAGCAAGGGUACUGGCAGAUCCAGCUGGACAACAUCCAGGUGGGUGGGACAGUGACCUUCUGCGCCGACGGCUGCCAGGCCAUCGUGGACACCGGGACAUCGCUCAUCGCAGGCCCCACCAAGGAGGUCAAACAACUGCAAAACUACAUCGGUGCUGCGCCUGUGGAUGGAGAGUACGCCGUGGAGUGCAGCAACCUCAGCGUGAUGCCCGACGUGACCUUCACCAUCAACGGGCUCCCCUACACGCUCAGCGCCCAGGCUUACACCCUCAUGGAGGAAGGUGGUGGUGUGACCUUCUGCCUCAGCGGCUUCCAGGGCAAUGACAUCCCCCCUCCGGCCGGACCCCUCUGGAUUUUGGGCGACGUUUUUAUCCGUCAGUUCUACUCCGUCUUUGACCGUGGGAAUAACAGGGUGGGGUUGGCCCCUGCUGUCCCUUAGGGCUGGGGCAUCCUGUGGGGUAGGAGGGGAACAGAGCCACCAGGAUGCUGCCCUCGGGCAGGCCAGGGGAUGUCACUGCUGCAUCGGUGUCCCCAAGGGGGUGAAGACACCUGAAGAGCCCAGCAGAAGGUCAGUCCACGCCAGGACACAAUUUCACAGUGAACAUAAAAACAUCUCGAGCAGC